AUGCGCAGUGGCCCAAUGACAGCUGCCCAAAGACAACAAAGGAAUAUAGAGAUGUCUACUGAAGCUGUUCCAGCAUACAUGCGUGCUAAUAUGAUUGUUAGCCCAUCAAAAGCAAUGUCUCUGAACGCCACUCUUGAUGACACUGAUGAUAUUCUUGAAGACGAGUUAUGGUUCAUCAACUCGUUUACCAAAGAUGGUAUUACCUAUCAAGUUGAAGUUAACAACAAUGUUAUUCUUUCUUGUAUGUGUUAUUCUUGGGCUAGGUACAUGAAGCCUUGUAAGCAUAUUCAUUUGCUCCGUAUCCAUAUGUCAGGCUUUGCUUUUUUGUCUGUGGCUCCUGCAAAUAAUGUGCUGCCAAUCACAAUUUCUGGUGAGCAGUUUGUUAAUUACAACACUAUGUCAAUUGAUGGCACAACGGAGAGCACUGGGCGUGGGUAUUCCAUAGAGGCAUUUGAGUAUGUAAAGAAUUGUUCAUUAACAACUGGACAUAAUGAGCAAGACUUGUAUCAACUGAUGCAGUAUGCUACAGAAGAGGAAGCAGAGGUUAUCAGAGCAGCAUAUGCUGCUCCUAUAAAGGCUUUUCAAGAAAUCAAAGCUAAAUAUGAAGCUCAUUUUAGAACUUUAAAUACACAACGUCAUUAA
This is a messenger RNA of Phycomyces blakesleeanus NRRL 1555(-), 642 nucleotides long. RefSeq lists its product as hypothetical. Gene Ontology annotation, molecular function: zinc ion binding. The coding region runs from base 1 to 642 and encodes 213 amino acids. The transcript has a single exon. The record is from RefSeq and is a predicted model, not a curated record. Lineage: Eukaryota; Fungi; Mucoromycota; Mucoromycetes; Mucorales; Phycomycetaceae.